UGCAUUAAACUUGAGGACUGAACUAGCUUUUGUUGAAUAGACAUUUAUGCAGUUGACUAACAAGGAAAAUUGGAUUUGGCUGAAGAUGUGGAAGAUAGAGUCAGACAUAGAACGAAUGUCAGAUGAAUAUGGCCUCUCUAAUGCAUCCGGGGAUAUCCAUAAAAUAGUACGAAGACGACUUCGACGAGAGGAAGAUCUUGCUGUGGAGAAUAUAUUCUCUAUUCUUCCCUUCUACGUUCAGGAUAUUAUCAAGCGCCAUCUCUUAUUGCCUAAACUAAAGGAAGUGCCAACGCUUCGAGAUAUGGACCAAGAGGUGUUGGAUGCAAUCUUGAAGGAUCUUGAGCAAGUAAUGUAUGAUGGAGGCAACUAUAUUAUUCGAGAGGGGGAGCCACUUGAUAUGAUGAUCAUCAUCUCACGGGGCAGUGUUCUUACCUACAACACUACUAGUACUGGCCAUGGUGGAGUAGGAAGUGGCUUGUCAAACACUAUAGGUUGUCUUACCGGGGGUGAUCUCUAUGGACAAGAACUUAUGAGUUGGGCAGCGAAAUCAACCUCCUUUUCCGACUUGCCCAUCUCCAACAAAACUCUCAAGUCUCAUAAAAAGGUUGAAGUCUUUGCCAUAAGAGCUUCUGAUUUACUGCUUAUUGUCUCUGAACACAAGACAGAGACACAGCGCGACACUCUUAUUGAGAUAAAUGAACAUGGCAAUUCUUAAGUUAUUACAUGCAAUAUUGUGCAAAGUCAGGUACCCACUUGUUAUCUAGCUAGCUAUAAGGCCUUUGUUAAUUAUCUAUAACCAGAUUUUUGUGAAACCAGUUAUAUAAAGUUUGUACAUUAUUAUUGUUUGCAUAAUUAGGAGUAUCCUUAAUCUUAGAUUUUAGAGACUAUUAGGACGGGCACAGCCCUCCGUUUGUAUAAUUCUUACAUGUAGCUAGCACACAUGUAUUUUCGACAGAAAAUAAUUAUAGCGUCGGUUCAUCUUA
This is a messenger RNA of Prunus avium (sweet cherry), 983 nucleotides long. The record is from RefSeq and is a predicted model, not a curated record. Lineage: Eukaryota; Viridiplantae; Streptophyta; Magnoliopsida; Rosales; Rosaceae.